AUGACUUCCCGAUCACGCUCUUCGCGGUCCUCGCGAUCGCGAACCAGCCAGCGAAAACACCAACGAAAACACCACGACCUGGAGAAGAACGACCCCGAGCACACUUGGCGAUGCAACCAGUAUCUUCUUGUGCGCCGUUUGCAGUCUGAAGUGGAAGAGCGCUACAAGAUGGUCAGGUAUACUGAGGCAGACCUUGUUGCUCUAGGCUGCAAACUCGGUGCACCCCUCGAUGUCGAUGACCCCAAGCCGCUCGACUUUGAUUCCAGAUUUUUUGUUCCCUCUACCCGUCAACAGGCUAGAAAGGCGCUUCGAAGCUAUGCGAAGGGACGCUGGACAUCUCGCCAGCCUCUGAAAAUCCCACACAGAGCAACAUUUCAUGGGCCGGAUGCGAAGAAGAAGUUUGAGAGCAAGAUUUUGAGCUUUUACGCCGCUCGUUCCACCGAAGCGGAUGGCAACUUGCACUACUUUACGCAGGCAGCAAUGAUGUCCGAGCCCAAGGGCUGGUCUUGGGAUUAUAAUUCGCAACCUUGCAGGAAAGGAAACCCGGUAUACAUGCAGAAAGCUUGGUUCAACAGCUCUGGAGAACCUGUUUCUCAUGAAUGUGGAUGGGAAAAGUGGACGUACUCUGAAGAUGACUACAGCAAUCCUGUCUCAACCAUUCCACAUGCUCUUGGCGCUAUUUACGACAAUAUGCCAGCCAAGGAACAACAAGUCCAAAAGAGCGAACUCUACUUGCUUCUGAUGCUCAUCAGAGGUCAAUUAAAGAAUGCAAGAACCUGGCCUCGGCAUCGAAUCAUCCCGGCACUUGCAGUCAGCUUCCAUUCACGCUUUACCGCCCGGAUCGUUCAGGCCCAUCUCGAACAUGGCCAGGUUGUGUUACGCCUUUCACGACUUUUGAAUCUACAUACUGCCAAGCUCCCAGUCGAUGGGAAAAUCAUCAUAAAAUGGCUGGGAAGUCGGCCGAUGGGCGAGACGAGAGCGGCACUGCCUCCUAGUAUUCAGUAUGACGACAGAGACGAGGAAACUGUAGAGGACAAGGUCAAUCCGGCACAAAGCAUAGCUGUUGUAGGUUGA
Clonostachys solani is the source of this 1074-nucleotide messenger RNA. The record is from the annotation of a GenBank genome assembly. NCBI's taxonomy places the organism in Eukaryota, Fungi, Ascomycota, Sordariomycetes, Hypocreales, Bionectriaceae.